AUGUUCAACUUGUUUUCACACGAUUCCGUAUGGUUCUCCCCCCCCCCCCCCCCCCCCCCGCCCCUGGAGCUAUGUAACCCUGAGCCAGGAGAGUACCAGUUACACCUGGAGACUGGGGUGCUGAACCUCACAAAGACCCUCUCUCUGUGUGUGGCAAGUACGCCCACCCUCAGUCUCUUCCAGGAAGAAGACUACAUCACCUGUAGGACCAACAGCCCCCUCCCCUUCAACCUCACCUGGAGGUUCUGCUCUCUGUCCAAUGACAGCUGUCAGUCAGAGUCUGCAGCCUGGAAGGAGAUCCCUGCCCCUCCCCCAGAGCUCUGUGACUCAGACCAGUUCUGCCAUAAGAAGGUCCUCAGCUCUCUGGACAGGGUCGAGGUGGGGAACCACUUUGUCAAGUGCUGCAUCGCAAACUCUGUCCACUCACAGUCACACUGCAGCGAGCCACUGUUCAAUGCAGGAAUGGUCUUUCCGCAGCAGCGUACCUUCAAACAACCAUCCAACUCCUCUCAACUCCUGAAGGUGUCCAGUCUGGUUCUGUUCCUGGCUUUGAUGCCGGUCAGCGUGGCACUGCUCUACUUCCUCAGGAAAAAGAAACCCCAGUACCAGAGCCAGCUGCAGGUGAUUCAGAUGACGGGGUCUAAUGACAACGAUUACAUCUACAUCAACUUCAAAGACUUCCAGUAUGACCAGAAAUGGGAGUUCCCCAGAGAGAACCUGGAGCUGGGGAAGGAGCUGGGCUCUGGGGCCUUUGGCAUGGUGCUUCAGGCUACAGCCCACAGCAUCAGCAAGCCUGGGAUCUCCCUGCAGGUGGCUGUCAAGAUGCUGAAAGAGAAGCAUGAGGCAGUGGAGAAAGAGGCUCUGAUGUCAGAGCUGAAGAUGCUGACUCACAUCGGACGGCAUGCCAACAUCGCCAACCUGCUGGGGGCGUGCACUGGCUCAGGGCCAACGUACCUGAUCUUCCAGUACUGCCGUAAUGGGGACCUGCUGAACUACCUGAAGAACAACAGAGAGCUGUACCACAAGUCUCUGACCGAGGCCUUCAGCAGGGAACGCUUCAGCAGACUUUACCACAACCUGCCCAAGAGGAGCUCCACUGGAGGGCAAGAGAGCAUCGCCCUCCUCAGCCUCAACUCCUCUCCCAUGGACACCUCUGAUGGUCCAGGGAUCUAUGAGAAGCUGCAGGAAGAGGAGGAGGAGGAGGAGGAGGAGGCACUGACCUAUGACGACCUGCUCAGCUUUUCCUACCAGGUGGCCAAAGGCAUGGACUUCCUGUCCUCUAAGCACUGUAUCCAUCGGGACCUUGCGGCCAGGAACGUGUUGGUGUCUCAGGGUGGACUAGUAAAGAUCGGAGACUUUGGACUGGCCCGGGACAUCCACAACGACUCCAACUACGUAGUGAGAGGAAAUGUGCGUCUGCCAGUGAAGUGGAUGGCUCCAGAGAGUAUCUUCCAGGGGAUGUACACCAUGCAGAGCGAUGUCUGGGCCUAUGGUAUCCUGCUGUGGGAGGUCUUCUCUCUGGGUUUGACCCCCUACCCGGGGAUCAAGGUGGACAACAACUUCUAUGUGAUGAUAGAGAGAGGUUUUAAGAUGGAGCAGCCGUACUAUGCCAGUGAAUCUGUGUAUAAGAUGAUGUGCAAGUGCUGGGCACUGGAGCCUCGGGACCGCCCUCACUUUGCCAAGCUGGUGGCCUUCAUGGGCGACCAACUGGCCGACAUUGAGGAGAAGCUCUACCGUAACAUCCUGGAUAAGAGCUCCAAUGACUCCUUAUACCAGAAUGCACCAGUGAAUUCUGGCCUCUCUGCCUUGGCCAAAGAAAAGGAGAUUCUUUUGACACAGUCACAGAACCAACACUGCAAGACCCAUUCCACUGGCGAGGCCCCAACAACCAAAACAACACCCUCUGACAUGGAUGCCAUGGAGGCUGAUGAGGGUACACCUCUGUAAUCAUACCCCUGAGUGCAGGGGCCAACCUAUCCUUCUAAUUAUUCUAUUCCAUACAAUAUACUAAGGGAUUACAAAAAAACGGAAACUGCUAUCCGUAACAGCAAAAAUAUUGUAAUCGGAUUACAUAUAGUUUU
Salvelinus sp. IW2-2015 is the source of this 2081-nucleotide messenger RNA. The record is from RefSeq and is a predicted model, not a curated record. Lineage: Eukaryota; Metazoa; Chordata; Actinopteri; Salmoniformes; Salmonidae.